This is a messenger RNA of Chelmon rostratus (copperband butterflyfish), 1335 nucleotides long. Its product is annotated as pituitary adenylate cyclase-activating polypeptide type I receptor-like. The coding region runs from base 1 to 1335 and encodes 444 amino acids. Gene Ontology annotation, cellular component: plasma membrane; neuron projection. Gene Ontology annotation, biological process: adenylate cyclase-modulating G protein-coupled receptor signaling pathway; cell surface receptor signaling pathway. Gene Ontology annotation, molecular function: vasoactive intestinal polypeptide receptor activity; G protein-coupled peptide receptor activity; peptide hormone binding. The transcript is spliced from 13 exons. NCBI's taxonomy places the organism in Eukaryota, Metazoa, Chordata, Actinopteri, Chaetodontiformes, Chaetodontidae. The record is from RefSeq and is a predicted model, not a curated record.
AUGAGAGGCUACCUGCUGACUGCAAUCCUUCUGCUGCCCUUGGUGGCCUCAGAGUCUGAGCACUGCAUAAUCAAGCGCGAACAUGAGAAAUGCAUGGAGAGGAUCAUGCUGCACAACCCCAGCGAUGACCUUGAAUUAGUGUGUCCGUGGAUGUGGGAUAACCUGACCUGCUGGCAGGCGGCCAGUGUCGGCGAAGUUGUGGUGGUCAACUGUCCAGAGCUCUUCCAUGACUUCAUGGGCCCUGAUGAUGAGAUGGGCAAGGUCAGUCGGAACUGUACCGAGGAAGGCUGGUCUGAACCGUUCCCUCACUAUGUGGACGUCUGCUUCUUCUAUGACAACACCACUAAACCUGACAUGUACUACGCCUCGGUCAAGGCCCUGUACACAGUUGGCUACAGCACGUCGCUGGUGUCUCUGACUACAGCCAUGGCCAUUCUCUGCCGAUUCAGGAAGCUCCACUGCACCAGGAACUUCAUUCACAUGAACCUGUUUGUGUCUUUCAUCCUGAGAGCCAUCUCAGUCUUCAUCAAGGACGGCGUGCUGUACGCUCAGGAGGACAGCGACCACUGCUUCGUACACACGGUGGCGUGUAAAGCAGUGAUGGUUUUCUUCCAUUACUGUGUCAUGUCCAACUAUUUCUGGCUCUUCAUUGAAGGUCUGUAUCUCUUCACUCUGCUGGUGGAGACUUUCUUCCCUGAGAGACGAUACUUCUACUGGUACACCAUUGUAGGAUGGGGAACUCCCACCAUUUGCGUCACCGUCUGGGCAGUUCUGAGGCUCCACUUUCACGACACUGGAUGCUGGGAUACAAAUGAGAACACUGCCCUCUGGUGGGUGAUCAAAGGACCAGUCGUGGCCUCCAUUAUGAUUAAUUUUGUCCUCUUCAUUGGAAUAAUCAUCAUCCUGGUCCAGAAACUGCAGUCUCCUGAUAUCGGAGGGAACGAAUCCAGCAUUUAUCUGCGUCUGGCCCGCUCCACCCUCCUGCUCAUCCCCCUGUUUGGAAUUCACUACACUGUGUUCGCCUUCUCACCUGAAGAUGUCAGCAAGAGGGAGAGACUGGUCUUUGAGCUGGGACUGGGGUCCUUCCAGGGCUUUGUUGUGGCUGUCCUCUACUGUUUCCUCAAUGGAGAGGUGCAGUCGGAGAUCAAGAGGAAAUGGCGCAGCUGGACGGUGAACCGGUACUUUGCUGUGGACCUGAAGCAGCAAAGGCACCCUUCGUUGGCCAGCAGUGGCGUGAACGGCGGGACUCAGCUGUCGAUCCUCAGCAAGAGCAGCUCCCAGAUACGCAUGUCCAGCCCGCUGGCGGAGAACGCCAACAUCAGCCUCCCCACCUGA